AAGCCAGACUGCCUUUUGUAGCCUUGCUUCUUGGGAAGCAUUUCCGGCCUCAGGGAACAGAAACCUGUGAGAAGAAAACUUUAUUUAUCUGCUGAACGGCAUGCGGAACUUAACCACUUAACCUUGGCCGACCUGGUGGUGGGAAGAAUUAGAGAAACGGACAAGGAGAGAGGCGUGACCAGGAGACUUCCGGGAGAGCGCCUGAAGUACGGUGUCCGACUCAGGCCUACACGCGUUGUCCUCCUCACUGCCGGACUUGUUAGAGUCGGACGGGAACCGGAUGCGCCCGAGACCUGAGUCCAAGCCGACUCCACCGUCGUGACCACUGGCGAGUCCUUUUUCUCUGCUUUCAUUGCCUCAGCUCUGAAGUGAGUCGUGGACGAGCCGAUCUCAGCGUCCUACUUGGAGAACCGGGUCGUUCUGGCAGCUCUCGUGGGAUCCGAAGGCUUGAGAGACAUUGUGUCACUCCUCGGUAAAAGGCCCGUCCUCAUCUUCAAAAGAGUCCUGGCCUCUCAGCCUACCAUCUGAAACACUCAGGAGGAAGAGUUGAGAGUCUCUGCAUCCCUCACCUCCCUGGGACAGGACCCACCAUGUCUCAGGCCACCAAGAGGAAACAUGUGGUGAAGGAGGUGCUGGGGGAGCACAUGGUGCCCUCUGACCAGCAGCAGAUCGUGAGGGUCCUCAGGACCCCAGGGAACAAUCUACAUGAGGUGGAGACAGCCCAGGGGCAGCGCUUCCUGGUGAGCAUGCCCUCCAAGUACCGCAAGAACAUCUGGAUCAAAAGAGGGGACUUUCUCAUCGUUGACCCUAUUGAAGAAGGAGAGAAGGUGAAGGCUGAGAUCUCCUUUGUGCUCUGCAAAGACCACGUGCGCUCUCUGCAGAAGGAUGGGCACUGGCCCGAGGCCUUCUCCGAAGUGGCUGAGAAACACAACAAUAGGAACAGACAGACUCAGCCAGAACUCCCAGCUGAGCCACAGUCGUCAGGAGAAGAGUCCAGCUCUGAAGACGAUUCUGACCUUUUUGUUAACACCAACCGCAGACAGUAUCAUGAGAGCGAGGAGGAGAGUGAAGAGGAGGAGGCGACCUGAGACCCCGGGACCCACUUCUCCUCUUGCUCAGAGUCUAGUCCUGGGCUCCUCUGAGCAUGGACAUUCCCAGGGGGCUCUGCGGAUCUUUCCCCCUGGAUGGGGACGAGGCAGGGCCCCUCUCUGAACUGACCUUCUGACAUAGGAGAAUUAAACCCCUGGUGGGUGCUGACUCA
Molecule: messenger RNA, 1261 nt
Organism: Cervus elaphus (red deer)
Lineage: Eukaryota; Metazoa; Chordata; Mammalia; Artiodactyla; Cervidae
Gene: EIF1AD
Product: eukaryotic translation initiation factor 1A domain containing
Exons: 6
Coding region: 591-1088 (165 amino acids)
Biological process (GO): translational initiation
Cellular component (GO): nucleus
Molecular function (GO): RNA binding; translation initiation factor activity
Source: RefSeq, a predicted model, not a curated record